This is a messenger RNA of Lathyrus oleraceus (garden pea), 1389 nucleotides long. RefSeq lists its product as uncharacterized. The transcript has 2 exons. The record is from RefSeq and is a predicted model, not a curated record. The coding region runs from base 1 to 1389 and encodes 462 amino acids. NCBI's taxonomy places the organism in Eukaryota, Viridiplantae, Streptophyta, Magnoliopsida, Fabales, Fabaceae. Gene Ontology annotation, molecular function: zinc ion binding; nucleic acid binding.
AUGGCUUGCACUGAAGCUCAGAAGGUGCAGUUUGGUACUCAUAUGUUGUCAGAAGAGGUCGGAGGCUGGUGGAAAAAUGUGCGUCAAAGACUAGAGAUUAUUGGUGCUGAAAUUACUUGGGUUGUGUUCAUAACUAAAUUUUUAAAGAAGUAUUUUCCAGAGGAUGUGCGCAGCAAGAAGGAAAUCGAAUUCCUCGAGCUAAAGCAUGGAAAUAUGAUAGUUGUUGAGUAUGCUGCUAAGUUCGAAGAGCUAAAGCAUGAAAAUGAGACAGCUGAAGGGUCAAAGUAUAUCAAGUUUGAAAGUGGAUUGUGUCCCGAGAUCAAGAUUUAUGAUGAGGACAACAAAGCCCGACCUGCUUACUAUAAAAUUCUUAGUGAGAAGAAAGGGAAAAAUCAGAAUCAUGGAAAACCGUAUAGUGCUCCAGUUGACAAAGGGAAGAAGAAGGCUUUAGAUGAGAACAAGCUAAGUGAGGGAGAGACUCUCGCUUCCAUUAAGUGCUUUAAGUGUGGGGUUGCAGGUCAUCGUGCAAAUGACAGCAAGAAUUCUAAGAGGAGAUGCUUUAAGUGUGGGAAGAUUGGACAUCUUAUCACUGAUUGUAAGAGGAUCUUGUUGACUUGCAUCAACUAUAGAGAACCAGGUCUUGUUAUUACUCAUUUUCAUAAACCCAAGAAGGUUCAGUGUGAAGGCAAAGUUUUUGCUUUGACUGGGUUAGAGACUACUAGCACAAAUAAAUUGAUUUGGGGUACGUGUUUUAUUACUGGUAUUUCGCUAAUUGCUAUUAUUGACAUGGGUGCAAUGCAUUCUUUUAUUUCUCUUGAGUGUGAUAGGAGGUUGAACCUAGAAUUUUCCUCUAUGGUCGGGAGUAUGAUCAUUGAUACUCUAGCUUUGGUUCCGAUAACUACUUCAUGGACUUGUUUUAAUUUCCCAUUGACUAUCUAUGGUAAGAAUUUUAUGAUGGAUCUAGUUUGUCUACCAUUGAAUAAAUUUAAUGUUAUCCUCAAAAUGAAUUGGUUGGAGUUCAACCGUGUUCAUAUCAAUUAUUUAGACAAGUCACUGUCAUUUCCAAAAUAUGAUGCAAGUGACGAGUUGUUUGUGUCUGCUAAGCACGUGGAUGAACUCAUGAAGAAUGAUGAUAAGGGGUUUAUGAUAUUAGAUUCUAUGAAGGAUGAAAGAAAACCUGUGAUUUGUGAAUUAAUAGUGGUGUGCAAUUUUCCAGAAGUGUUUCCAUAUGAUAUCAAUGAUUUGCCGCCGGAGCGCGAGGUUGAAUUUGCCAUAGACUUAGUACCUGAUACUAGUCAUGUAUUGAUGGCUCCUUAUGGAAUCUAUGCUUCUGAAUUGAGUGAGUUGAAGAAACAAUUAGAAGAAUUUCUUGAGAAAAAGUUUGUUUGA